AUGGAGGAACAAUCGCACAAGCCUCACCGAAAAUCCAAAGAAAAGAAGAAACAUGUCGGCGAUCGCAACCCCAAAGCUUUCGCCUUCUCGAACCCCGGCAAGCUUCAACGUGCCGCUGCCAGAUCUCACGAUAUCAAAGAGAAGCGCCUCCAUGUGCCCCUCGUCGACAGAUUGCCCGACGAGCCUCCGCCUCGACUCGUGACCAUCGUUGGGCCCCCGGGUGUCGGGAAGACCACAUUGCUCAAGUCGUUCAUCCGCAGAUAUGCCAAAGAAGCCAUUUCGGACCCUCAGGGGCCCGUCACCGUCGUCACCUCCAAGAAGCAGCGGCUGACAUUCCUCGAAUGCCCCAACGAGCUCGAAGCCAUGGUUGACAUUGCCAAGGUCGCCGAUAUCGUCCUGCUCAUGAUCGACGGGAACUUUGGGUUCGAGAUGGAGACUAUGGAAUUCCUUAAUAUCCUGGCCGCGACGGGCAUGCCCGGCAACGUCUUCGGCAUCCUAACCCAUCUAGACCUUUUCCGCAAACCGCAGGCCCUCCGAGACGCGAAGAAGAGGUUGAAACAUAGGCUAUGGAGCGAGUUAUACCAGGGCGCACAUUUAUUCUACCUUUCCGGCGUCAUAAAUGGCCGAUAUCCGGACCGCGAAGUUCACAACCUAUCUCGAUUCCUCUCCGUCAUGAAGAACCCGCGCCCGCUCAUUUGGAGGAACACUCAUCCGUACGCCAUCAUAGACAGCUUCCGGGACAUCACUCACCCCACUCAGAUCGAGGAAAAUGAAAAUUGCGAUCGGUCAGUCGUGCUCUCGGGCUACCUGAGAGGGACCAACUUCUCGAGCCACGACCAACGCGUCCAUAUCCCCGGCCUGGGCGACUUUACCGUCUCGAGCAUAGAAGCGUUGCCCGAUCCCUGCCCGACCCCUGCGAUGGAGCACGCCAUCGCGAAGGCCACCGGGAAGACCGGCAGAAGGCGAUUGGACGAGAAGGAAAAGAAGCUACACGCCCCCAUGUCUGACCGGAGCGGCCUCAAGAUCGAGGGCGACGCCAUCUGGAUAACUAGAGAGAAGGGCUUCAACUUCGACAAAGACGCCGAAGACGAGGAACGCGGCGAGGGAGAGGAGCUUAUCAUCGGGCUCCAGGGAGAGAGGCGCCUUCUCGGCCAGACGGAAGACGGCAUGCAACUCUUCCGGGGGGGCGAGAAGAUCACGAGUGUCCCCGAAGAAGAAGACACUGGGAGGAAGAGCCAACGGACCGUGAGGUUCGCCGAGAGGGACGAAGACGAAGACGAGGCACCCGAUGACGAAGGGUUCGUCAGUGGAGAAGACGAGGUCGCUUCCGACGAAGAAGUCGAGUUCAACGAGAAAAAGCUCGGUAAAAUGUUUCGGAAUUCGGACAAAGGCAGCGCCGCCGAGGAAGAUAUCGCGUUCGCCGAUAGUGACUCGGACCUGGGUUCUCUAUCAGGCGACGAGAUAGGCGAGGACGAGGACGAAGAUCAGAGCGGCUCAGAAGAUGAGUACGGCGACGAGGAGGAAUCCGCUCUCCGGUGGAAGGAUAAUCUGGCGGGGAAAGCGCAAAUGCUCCACGGCGGCCGGCCGUCCUACCGAACAGCGGAUCUCGCACGUCUGAUGUAUGACGAGUCUUUAACGGCGGACGAAGUAUUGCAGAGAUGGAAAGGGGAGGUCGAGGCCGACGAGUCGGAAGAAGAAAACAUCGAGGACUCGGACGACGAGGGGGACUUCUUUAAAAAGGCAAAGCAUGAGAAAGAAGGCGUGGUUUCAGACGAUCGUUCGAUACCCGUGUACGAUUACGACCAACUAGCCGCGAAGUGGUCGCUAGAUGACAACAUCGAGCGCCUUCGCCAGCGCUUCACAACGGCUACUCUAGGCGGUGGCAGUGACGAAGAGGGUGGCUUCGAAGGGUUUGACGAGGACGGGGAUAGUAAUGACGAAGGAGACGGCGUGUUUGAAGAUCUAGAGGCAAGCGAACAACAGAAAGCGGAACCGGAACCGGAACCGCUGGAGAGCCUCGAAGCGGAGCGUGAGAGAAACGCUCGCAGAAAGGAGGAGCUGAAGCUCAGAUUUGAAGAGGAAGAUCGCGAAGGAAUCAAGAAUGACAAAGCGAUCGCUAGGCGAGAAGGUGCCGAAGACGAGGAAUUUGGCGAGGACGAGUGGUACGAUGCGCAGAAGGCUCUCAUCAAGAAACAGCUCGAUAUCAACAAUGCCGAGUUUGAGGCACUGGACGAACGGCAGAGAGUGGCAGUGGAGGGUCACAAGGCCGGGAAGUAUGCCAAGAUCGUGAUAGAGAACGUACCGGCGGAAUUCGUCACCAACUUCCAAGCUCGGAUGCCCCUCAUCGUCGGAGGCGUACUCACCACAGAGGACAGGUUCGGAUACGUCCAGAUCCGCAUCAAGCGACACCGGUGGCACAAGAAGAUCCUCAAGACGAACGACCCGCUCAUAUUUUCCCUCGGGUGGAGACGAUUCCAGACGCUCCCUCUCUACAGCAUCUCGGACUCGCGGACUAGGAACCGCAUGCUCAAGUACACACCGGAGCACAUGCACUGCUUCGGCACGUUCUACGGGCCGCUGAUCGCGCCGAACACGGGCUUCGUCUGCUUCCAGUCCUUCUCGUCGGCGAACCCGGGCUUCCGGAUCGCCGCGACGGGGACGGUGCUGUCGGUGGACGAAUCGACGGAGAUCGUGAAGAAGCUCAAGCUUACGGGGGCGCCGUACAAGAUCUUCCGGAACACGGCGUUCAUCAAGGACAUGUUCAACAGCGCGCUCGAGAUCGCCAAAUUCGAGGGCGCGGCAAUCAAGACGGUGUCGGGGAUCCGGGGGCAGAUCAAGCGGGCGCUGUCGAAGCCCGAGGGCCACUUCCGCGCCACGUUCGAGGACAAGAUCCUGAUGAGCGACCUGGUGUUCCUGCGGGCGUGGUACCCGGUGAAGCCGCGGCGGUUCUACAACCCGGUGACGAACCUGCUGGGGGCGUGGCAGCCGAUGCGGCUGACGGGGGAGGUGCGGCGGUCGGAGGGGGUGGCGACGCCGCGGGAGCGCAACAGCCGGUACCGGGCGGUGGAGCGGGCGGCGCGGCACUUCAACCCGCUGCGGGUGCCGCGGGGGCUGGCGGCGGAGCUGCCGUUCAAGUCGCAGAUCGUGGAGCGGCGGGCGCAGGACCGGCGGCGCAAGACGUACCUGCAGCGGCGGGCGGUGGCGUCGGGGCCGGAGGAGCGGCGGGCGCGCGGGCUGCUGCAGACGCUGGCGACGAUCCGCAAGGACGCGGCGGCGCGGCGGCACGCCAAGAAGGAGGAGAAGCGGGCCGAGUUCCGCCGGCGCGUGGAGGCGCAGGGCGAGCAGCGCGAGGCCCGCGAGCGCCGCGAGAAGCAGGAGUACUGGCGCAAGGAGGGGCGCAAGCGGAGCGGCGGCGGCGGCGACGAAGGGGGGGGGGGCGCAGGGAAGCGGAGGAGGAAGUGA
Molecule: messenger RNA, 3462 nt
Organism: Durotheca rogersii
Lineage: Eukaryota; Fungi; Ascomycota; Sordariomycetes; Xylariales; Xylariaceae
Product: DUF663-domain-containing protein
Exons: 3
Coding region: 1-3462 (1153 amino acids)
Biological process (GO): endonucleolytic cleavage of tricistronic rRNA transcript (SSU-rRNA, 5.8S rRNA, LSU-rRNA); maturation of SSU-rRNA from tricistronic rRNA transcript (SSU-rRNA, 5.8S rRNA, LSU-rRNA); ribosome biogenesis
Cellular component (GO): 90S preribosome; nucleus
Molecular function (GO): U3 snoRNA binding; GTPase activity; GTP binding
Source: RefSeq, a predicted model, not a curated record